Molecule: messenger RNA, 4295 nt
Organism: Ctenopharyngodon idella (grass carp)
Lineage: Eukaryota; Metazoa; Chordata; Actinopteri; Cypriniformes; Xenocyprididae
Gene: zzz3
Product: zinc finger, ZZ-type containing 3
Exons: 12
Coding region: 271-2901 (876 amino acids)
Molecular function (GO): zinc ion binding
Source: RefSeq, a predicted model, not a curated record
GUAAACGUGCUGCAUUAAAGACUAAUUCAGGAGUUGAGAUCCGCUCAGAAAUCAGCAGAACUGGAGAAACUUGCACAGGGCUUUGGGAGGCACAGCCAGGCGGCACAUCAUGCCGAGCCGCGGAUGCGGUGUUGCCGGAGAGGCCCGUUAAAAGCAGUUGAAGGAGAUAAUGUGUUCUUCUUACGGCUGUUCUAGAUAAAUAAUGGUGCCCACAUUCUGCUGCUGAGGAGAGAGCACCACGAUGAGGAGACAGUAGGCACCCACCAUAGUAUGGCCGCGUCCCGCUCUUCGCGCGUCACAAGAUCAUCAGUGGGGAUAAAUGGAUUGGAUGAGAACUUUUGUGGUCGAACCCUCAGGAACCGCAGCAUCGCCCAGCCGGAAGAGAGCUCUCCGCCUCCUGUGCCCAGAGCCCGCUCACCCAAGAAGAAGCAGGACUGUCAACAGCACCAGCAAACCGGAGCACAGGUUGGAAAGGUAGCCGAGAGCAAGUCGGAGGGUGAGCCCUUGCCCGCCUACGGAAAACGGGGCUUGCCAAGCUCCGAGAAGGACGAGUCGGACAAAUCGGACUACUGCGAGCGUCCGAGGGCCGGGGGUGGGCCGGAAGCCUCCCCCGCCCUGAAGAGGGCCAAACGCUGCCCUCGCUCAGGUGAAUCGCAGGGGGUAGAGGAGGAACAUUCUCUCAAACCGGAGAGCCCUGAUCCCGCUGCACCGAAGGAAAAUGAUGAAGGCGCCAAAUCGAACGCGUCCACGGCCCCUCAGCUCAGCCUCGACAAAGAGGCGGAGCAGACAGAGGACAACCGGGUGGAGGAGAUCAUCCUUCCGCCACAAGCUGGUGAGAACGUCAAGGCCACCAAUGGCCUCGUCGAACUCCAUAAGGAGGACUCAGAAGUUGCAGCCUUACCCGUGGAGCUUUGUGCCUCCCCUGCAACUCUCAACAACAGUCCUUCACUGUUAAAUGGCAGCCAGGCUGCGCCCUCAUCCCCUGACCCUAUUGUGCCUUGUAGAUCCCCUCAUCCCAAGCAAGCCAAUGAGUCCGACAGCCCUCAGAUUGACUGUGAGAGGAAUUGCACACCCGAGGACGCUGCCGAGGCUGUGCUGUCCCAGGAACCCGAGAUGGAGGUAGAGGUGGAUGUCGUGGGGGACGCCGGGCAGGCUCAGGACGAGCUCACGAGAGAGGAGAGCACCAAUGGUGGCUUUCAGGCCGAGCCACAGGACCCUUCUGACAACUGCUCGAAUAUCUCAGGAGAAAUGGCGAUGCUGGCUGCCUCCCAGCUGCCCACAGAGCCCCCCUCCUUCACAGAGCCUCAAGAACACCGAUAUACCCUGAGGACUUCACCGCGCCGCGCUGCCUUUGGUAGUGGGCUCAGAGCCAGCUCCCCCAAACCCAGUUCCCCGCACAUAGACAAUGGUUCGCUGAAGGAGGAGGCCAUGCCGGUUCCUCUUUUUUCGGAGGACACCAGCCAUAAAGACCCCCCCCAUGAUGCACUGGGGCUUUCUAGCGAGGCAGACAGUGAACUCUCAGAGAAAGCAGGCGUCAGUGGAGAGGUCGGAGUGUCGGAUAGUAGAGUGUCGAGAUCCACCAAAGAGCUGCUGGCCGCUCAGGCUGAGGAAGAUGAGGAGGAAGAGGAGGAUCCAGAUGUCUACUAUUUUGAGUCUGAUCACCUGGCACUCAAACACAACAAAGAUUAUCAGAGGUUGCUCCAGACCAUCAGUGUACUGGAGGCCCAGCGAACCCAAGCCAUCCUGGACCUAGAGACACUGGCACGGCAUCAGAAGGAAGCCUUGUCAGACCCUAUCGCCUUUGUGGACCAGCUGCAGAAACAGGUGGAAAUGGGUUUGCCCCGCCCCCAGAGAGUGGUCCAGCUCCCGGACAUUGCGUGGGACCAAUACACCUCAGGCCGCGGCGACUUUGAAAGGGAGUUCUGUGACAAGAAGCGUAAAACACGGCAGUUGCAGUUAAUCUUUGACAAAGUUGGGUUGCCUGCUCGACCAAAAAGUCCUGUGGAUUCCAAGAAGGAGGGAGAUUCCUCAUCCGUCUACUCCUCCUCCCUGCCGUCAAGUGACGGUCCAGAACACAGCAUGUCCAGUAGCAGAACUCAGUUGAUCAGAGGGAGGCUGUGCAACCAGAACAAACCCGACACCUUCAACCAGCUGUGGACCGUUGAGGAGCAGAAAAAGUUGGAGCAGCUGCUUUUGAAGUUCCCACCAGAGGAGGUUGAGUCUAAACGCUGGCAGAAGAUCGCAGAUGAACUUGGCAACAGAACCGCCAAACAGGUUGCUAGCAGGGUACAGAAAUAUUUCAUAAAACUGACAAAAGCUGGUAUUCCAGUACCAGGCAGAACACCCAAUGUGUGCAUGUACAGCAAAAAGGCCUCCAGUAAGCGACAGCACCACCUCAAUAAACACCUGUACAGGCCCUCAACGUUCCUCACCUCAUACGAGCCGCCCGUCUACAUGGAUGAUGAGGACGAACGUUCUCACUUCUUCAACAGCCUCCAGGAUAAUGGCGCGGAUGAUUCGGAUGAGGACGGGGUGCCAAUGGAGCUGAGACACCUGCCGGAGUACAAGGAGCUGAUGGAGCUGAAGAAACUCAAGAAACAGAAACUACAGGAGAUCCAGGCUGAGAGCGCUCUCACGCAGCACGUUGGCUAUAAGUGUGACAUGUGUGGCAUGGAGCCCAUCCAGGGUGUACGGUGGCACUGUCAGGACUGCCCGCAGGACAACGCCAUAGACUUCUGCAGUACCUGCUCCGACUGUUUGUUCAAAACCGAGACCCACAAGCCCACACACAGACUGGAGCCAGUCUGCCAGGCCGAAACCUUCCUGGACAAAGACUACUGCUUACCGCAGAGCACAGGCUACAACUACCUGGACCCCAACUACUUCCCUGCCAACAGAUGACAGGGACGUGCUCCAGCGCUAGUAUUCAGGGCUGGGCAGCAGCCCCCAGGGCAUUCUGUGCAUGGCUCCAUCAUCCAAGUCAAAGAAAUGCUUAAGUCUGGGCGAGAGGGUACCGCAGAUGUGCUGCACCUCGCCCCGACCCGCUGCUGGAGGGGGGUGGGGUGGGGGAGGGUUCGUGGGAGGGAGGGGUCAACACCCUGCCGCGGUUGUCAAACCUUACCAGGUCUCGUCAAGUAACACUAUCUCAAAUCAAAAGAAACGAGAGGAAAGAAUGAAAGAAAGAAAAGGCGCACCGACAUUCCCAAUCCCAGGACAUUUAGAAGGCAACUCGACGUCUCCCUUUGUUCCGCCGUUUGAGUGACGGGUGUCAGUGACGCACCUCUCAGAGGAGCGUACGGCUCUGGAAUCAUCGGCGGAGGGCGGACUCGCGUUAAAGUGCAAAAUGUUGUCUGUAGUUGAAAUAUUUAUAAGUGAAGCUUUGUGUGUGAGCUCUUUUCGUGAGGUGGGAAUACAAGGAAUGGAACUUGGUGCUGAGACUGUUGUCUUUGAUUCAUACCAGGUUUUUAACCAAUCAAGGAAGUUCGCUCACAACUCCGACGUUCUAAACUGGGGGGAAAAAUCCCAGCUGACAGACCCCAUACGUGUCUCUUGCCAUGGGCUACCAUUUUCACUAGAAGCUGCUCUUUGUUUCCUCUUACGACCAUUACAUGAUGUUGUCACUUUAUUUACGUUCAUUUCCUGUUUUUUAAACGCCGAUUUGAAAAACCCACUCCACUUAACCCGCUAGGUUCCCAAACCUCAAAGCACUACAGCAAGGAGAAGACCAGCUGAGAUCCGGAAGGCGUUCUCACGCUCUCUGCGCUCGCAGAGAGCUUUCUUUUCUUUUCUCUCAAUGUGUACUGUUGUUGAUCAUGUGGAGUAUUCAAAUAUAUGGUGAAAAGUAGCCAGUGGUAGUUGCCGUGUGCCAUUUUUUUUUCUUCCCUGUCCAGUUGAUUCAAACCUGGCCACUUGUUUUAGAAGAAGAAAAUAAAGAACUUGUGGCACGUUUGCCCUCUGUGAAAAACUGCCCAACCAUCAUCACGCCUUUAGAUCCCUCUAAUUUCCGCAGUUUCCUCACGGUCCAUGAAAAGAUUGUAUUUUUAUUAAUCUAUUUAAAAGACAAAGAAUAACAAGAAAUCGAGUUGGUGGCGUCGCACACGCGACACUCCCACGUUAUUUUAUACACAUACAUUUUGUUGUGCUUUGAGUAGACCAUUUUGUAUUGGGUUCUGUUCUGUUCACCUCCCCUCCCUUGACCUGCUUCAGUAUCUGUGUAUAACAGUCUGUUCUUAAAUAAUGUAAAAAAUGUUAGAGGAGAACUGUGGAAAUAAAAGUAUGUGAAAAGUCUUUCUACA